UCCCUCCUCCUCUCUGAGGUCACGGUGUGGAGGACAGCAGGAAGUCAGCUCAGUGUUGUACAAUGCCCUGAUGUUCAUAAGAUUUCUGCUUUAAUUUACAACUGAAUUACACUUUAAACUCGCACCAUGACCACCGGAGUGUGCCUCAGACUCCUGCAGACCGCCGGCUCUCCUCCUGCAGCCUCCUGCCGCAGCUGGAGCUGGAUCUCCGGCCGCAGAGCGAUGUCUUCUGCGGGUAGAGGCUCCAUGAAUGUGUUCAACAGGGAGAUGAAGAGGAGGCAGAAGGACUGGGCUGCCUCCCUGCAGGACGGGCAAAAGUACGACUACCUGAGGGACGAGGUUGGCAGUCGAGUGGCUGAUCGAGUGUACGACAUUGCGAGGACGUUUCCUCUGGCUCUGGACAUCGGCGGAGGAAAAAGUCACAUUGCAGAACAUUUAAACAAGGAGUUUGUGGAGCGUUUGUUCCUGACGGACAUCUCAGGGAAAGCUCUGAAACAGAGAAGACAGACCGAGAUCCCGACUCAUCACGUUCUCGCUGACGAGGAGUUUCUGCCCUUUAAAGAAAACACCUUCGACCUGGUGAUGAGCAGCCUGAGUCUGCACUGGAUCAAUGACCUGCCUGGAGCUCUCAAACAGAUCCAUCAGGUGCUGAAGCCGGACGGGGUGUUUAUCGGGGCGAUGGUGGGGGGGGAGACCCUGUACGAGCUGCGCUGCUCCCUCCAGCUCGCGGAGACGGAGAGGGAGGGAGGGUUCUCCCCCCACGUCUCCCCGUACACCGCCGUCACUGACCUGGGAAACCUGCUGGGUCAGGCUGGCUUCACAAUGCUCACCGUGGACAUUGAUGAAGUUCAGGUUCAUUAUCCGGGAAUCACUGAAGUCAUGACGGACCUACAAGGUAUGGGUGAGAGUAACUGUGCGUGGAACAGGAGGUCGAUGUUAAACAGAGACACAAUACUAGCAGCAGCAGCUAUUUAUAAAGAGAUGUACGGCAGCGAGGACGGGUCGGUGCCGGCCACCUUCGAGAUCCUCUACAUGAUCGGCUGGAAGCCUCACGAGUCUCAGGCCAAACCAGCGAAGCGAGGCUCGGCCAACGUGUCGUUCGCAGAUCUGUCAAAGAUCGGCCAGCCGCCCAACACCUAGACGCAUCGGAGUUAAAUAAACUGCAGAGUAUAAAUAAUAUAUUUUAUUUAAACAACUAUGUUUAGUUGCUGGGUAAAGGGUAGGUGAUGUGUUGUUUUAAAAUGGUCUCGAAUAAAGAACAUUUCCUCUUGCAGGAAAACCACAAGCAGUGACAAGUGGAUUUCACAACACCUUUCUUAAGAGUGAAACAGAUGGGACGGAGCAGACGGGAGUUCAUGCAGGGAUAAGAAUAAGAUACCAUGAAGUAGCUCUAUUUACAUAUGAACAGAUCUGAAUGGAAAUAAUUCUGAUUGAAUAUCAAUACGUUUGCAAACAUGUCUGAGCAAGUGAACGUUUUUUUUGGAUUAGAACUGAUUAAUGAUACUUUAUUCAUCCCAAAUCAGAUAUAUAUUUUUUAUAACACAUAAGUUAAAAUUGAAUAAAAUUAAAAAGAGUUACCAUAUAUAAAUCAACAGAAUAAAAGAUCAGAAUAAGAAUCAGAAA
Molecule: messenger RNA, 1623 nt
Organism: Eleginops maclovinus (Patagonian blennie)
Lineage: Eukaryota; Metazoa; Chordata; Actinopteri; Perciformes; Eleginopidae
Gene: ndufaf5
Product: NADH:ubiquinone oxidoreductase complex assembly factor 5
Exons: 11
Coding region: 127-1140 (337 amino acids)
Biological process (GO): mitochondrial respiratory chain complex I assembly
Cellular component (GO): mitochondrion
Molecular function (GO): S-adenosylmethionine-dependent methyltransferase activity
Source: RefSeq, a predicted model, not a curated record